GGGGCGGGGCAUCGCUCCUGUUGCCCAGCGUGAUGCGUGUGGGCGCGUGUCUCUGUGGCACCGGUGCGGAUGCCGUGCUGUACCGGGAUCUGCGGCAGAGCCGGAGUUUGCUGGCCAGAGGCCCGGGUAGGAAAAGCGCCGGACACAGAGUUCCCCUGAUGCCUGCGCUUUUACUCCGCUGUUUGGAGCCUGAGUUGUGAUCGGGGAAAAUGGAUUGAAUGUAAGAGACCAAACCGGGCUGCUGGCGAGGACUAGAACUGACUGCGUUUGUAAAGCGCUUUGCACAAGCAUUUUCCCAUGUCUUGACAACUAAAAAGACAGGAGUGCCUGCUUAGCCUGCGGCAUGCACAGAGCACGGGGUUCGAACCCAUGCACCUCAGACGCCAGGCGAUCGUGCAAUUCUACGUGGGAAGUAGAAGCGGGAGGAUCCGAAGUUAAAGGGAGCCCUGGAGGCUGAGUCUAUCUAGCCGCAGAGCACACCCACUGGGCAGCGUGAGGACCCCAGUGGAACUGACCCACUGCAGAAUGCAGGCGCUCCACCUUCAGCACCGCAGCCCCAGCAGCUACAGGGUCAAGGCCAGGGCGUCCUAUGUGGAUGAGACCCUGUUUGGCAGCCCAGCAGGAACGCGGCCCACUCUUCCAGACUUUGACCCACCGUGGGUACAGAAUUGUAACAGAGUGAGAGGAGUGGACCUGGGACCUCCGAAGGUCUCCCUGGCCAAGAGAGACUAUGAGUCCACCCCUUCCAGGGGCAGCACCCCAAACCUCACACCAAGGAAGAAAAACAAAUACAGGUUGAUUGGCCACACCCCAUCCUACUGUGAUGAAUCACUGUUUGGCUCCCAGCCACAGGGCACCAGCAAGGAGGGGUCUCGGACAGCCAUGGGGGAUGCUGCCAAGCUCCGGACCCUUUUCUGGACGCCGCCACCCACCCCAAGGGGCAGUCACUCACCUUGCCCCAGAGAGACCCCAGUUCGAGCCAUUCACCCAGCUGGACCCUCCAAGGCAGAGCCCAGAGUGGACACAGGUUCCCCGAAGAUGUCUCAUAAUGGGCUGGGUGCUUCCUGCUCUUUGGGGCAGAGGCGUUCCCAAUCGCUCUCCCACCUAACUGUCCCCAGCAUGGCUCAUUCAGCUUCCGGUGUCCCCCAGACCAAUGAGCCUUGGAGUCCCCAGCCUUCCACAUCAGGGGUGACUGUCCGGAGCCCCCUGGCCACUCCCAAGGCACAGUCAGGCAGUGUUUCAGGGCCAGCUGCCCCUAAGCGAGGGGUCGGCCCCCCCAGGCCAAAGCCUCCUUGGAAAUGAGUUCUCACCAGGUAAGCCUUUGGCUCCCAGCCAGUCCUCAGCUCAGGUGGGGACUGCUGGGGAGCAGGGUCCCUCCUCAAAGACCAAGGAAUGGCUUUAAUUGAUGGUGGGGCUUAUAGGAAGUGCUCCAGGUGAGGGUCUCUCUUAGACCUGCUCCCCAACAUGGUGGAGAAGUCAACAUGGUGAGGAUGGGCCACACUUUCCUUGGUCCCCACAAACUCAGGAUGUCUCCAGCCUCCUCUGUAGGGUAUUUGGAGUCCUUGAGAUGUCCUUUUCACCAUGUUUCAGCCCCUUUCUGCAUCAGUGCCAAACCCUACCCAGCUUCCCUGCUCAGGAUUCAGUUUCCACAGAGGUCUGGAGGCCUUAGGGGAGAGAUCUGGGCUGCAUAUAGACCCCAAGGGUGGAGCAUGGGGUGCCAUCUUAAUAUUCAUGUAUUUAUUCUACGUAUUAAAUGCAUUUAGCUCACGAAA
Molecule: messenger RNA, 1772 nt
Organism: Psammomys obesus (fat sand rat)
Lineage: Eukaryota; Metazoa; Chordata; Mammalia; Rodentia; Muridae
Gene: Rita1
Product: RBPJ interacting and tubulin associated 1
Exons: 4
Coding region: 526-1302 (258 amino acids)
Biological process (GO): nuclear export; negative regulation of Notch signaling pathway; Notch signaling pathway
Cellular component (GO): nucleus; cytoplasm
Molecular function (GO): tubulin binding
Source: RefSeq, a predicted model, not a curated record